GGAGUCUCGUAUUUCCCGAACAAGCUGCUCCAGCCGGAUAUGGUGUCGCCCCUGGACAAGUGCCUGAAUAUGUGCAAGGCAAACUGCUCCUGUGCCGCGGUCUUCUAUAGCAAGAACUCGAGCGGCUGCUACUUCGUCAAGGACAUCCUAGGAAGCUUGGACUUUGAUGCCACUGCUGCGGUGCAGUACUCCGCCCAUCUCAAGCUCGAGAGUGGCAGCAUUGUCCUGAAGCCUGGAAACAAUAAUGCUCAACGAGCUGCAAAGCUUGCCGGAAUUGCUGUUGCCUCUGCGAUUGCAGUGUUAGUCGCCUUGGGUGCCUGUGUCCUUGGACUCCGGAAGCGAAGGAGGCUCAAGGAGGAGGAGAUGACGGUGAAGUCCCUGCUCAAUUCCAUGCCUGGUGCCACGCCUCACAGGUUCUCGUACAAAACUCUCAAGGUGGCGACGAGAGGUUUCACGCAGAAGCUGGGAUCCGGCGGCUUUGGCUCCGUGUAUGCUGGAGUGCUCGCGAACGGGACACGGUUGGCCGUGAAAGCUCUUGAGACGGGUGGCGGCCAUGGUGGUCACAAGCAGUUUGUAGCCGAGGUAGUGUCGCUGGGGAGCAUCAGUCACGUGAACAUCGUCCGGCUCUGCGGCUACUGCGUGCAUGGCUCGUCGAGGUUGCUGGUGUACGAGCACGUAGCAAAUGGUUCCUUGGAUCAGUGGCUUUUCGACAGCGGCAAAAGGAGCUUGAGCUGGGAGAGCCGCUGGAAGAUUGCUCUUGGAACUGCGAGAGGGCUCGCUUAUCUGCACGAAGAGUGUAGAGAUCCAAUCAUGCAUUUGGAUAUAAAACCGCAAAACAUACUUCUGGACGAGGACUUCACGGCCAAAGUGUCCGACUUUGGGAUGUCCAAGCUGCUGACGAGCAAGGACAUCACACAGGUUGUGACUGGGGUGCGAGGAACUCCCGGCUACCUGGCCCCCGAGUGGCUGCUUAACUCCAUAGCCACCAAGAAGUGUGACGUUUACAGCUGUGGAAUGGUGCUGCUCGAGUUGAUCAGUGGAAGAAGGAACAUCCAGCCAGGCAAGCUUGCAUCGUCCGGGAAUGCUCUCGACUGGUUCUUCCCAAUGUGGGCUGUGAACGAGUUCAAGGCAGGAAGGCUUUUAGAUAUAGUGGACGAGAAGGUACGUUGUGUGGAGAUUUUACCUCUUGUAGAGACGCUGUUUAAGGUUGCGCUGUGGUGCAUCCAAGAUAGUCCAUCGGCCAGGCCUUCCAUCAGCAGAGUUUUGCAAAUGCUUGACGGGACUUGCGAUGUUCCAGAGCCUCCGCUGGAUUUUCAGUUUUAUUACCAGCAACAGCGUGCAGCUUCAGGCAACGUCUCAGUUAUCGCUCCAGUUUCACUGUCAAUCGAAGCUAGAUAAGUUGGAACAAAUAAGAAAACAACUGCCUGCUUUGCUUACCGCA
Molecule: messenger RNA, 1441 nt
Organism: Selaginella moellendorffii
Lineage: Eukaryota; Viridiplantae; Streptophyta; Lycopodiopsida; Selaginellales; Selaginellaceae
Product: G-type lectin S-receptor-like serine/threonine-protein kinase SD2-5
Exons: 1
Coding region: 40-1398 (452 amino acids)
Biological process (GO): protein phosphorylation
Molecular function (GO): protein kinase activity; ATP binding
Source: RefSeq, a predicted model, not a curated record